AUGGCGAAAAAACGCAGAUCAACUAUAUCGAAGGGUCUCUCGGGCCCGCGCGAGCUUAACCCCGAAGACGCAAAGAUGGCAGCCUUCAAUACAUGGGAGGACAUUCCAGACGAGGAAGACGAGUUCCACAUCUCGCGUGACAAGGUCCUCCUCGAGGGCGAGAAUGUGGGCCGCCGCAAGGCCGACGAGUACGGCGAGGUCAGCGACGAGGAGGUGCUGGCGCUGGAUAACUACAUGGACGAUUCUGAGGGCGAAUCUGGAAACUCCGAGGGCUCUGACACCUCCGAGGAUGAAGAGGAAGAGGAGGAGGAGGAGAAGGCUCCGAAGAGUAAAAUCAAGGGAUCAUCCAAGAAGCAGCAGCAGCAGGAAGACACAGACGACUCCGACGCCGCCCCCACAGACGACGAAGACGAAGAUGCAGAGGGAUGGGGCACGUCAAAGAAGGACUACUACGGCGGCGACACCAUCGCCACGGAGCAGGACGCCGCGCUGGAGGCCGCCGAGGCACUCCAUCUGCAGGCGAAGCAUGCCGCGGCGCUCACGGAGGCUGAUUAUGGCUUUGACGAAGCCGACUGGGCGGCGCCGGAGGCCAAGAAGGAGCUCGUCGUCGGGCAGAGCCUCGUCGUCACGGAGGAACUGCCGACGGCGGUUCCCGAAGACAUGAGUGCGGAGGAGCGCACCAAGCUGCUGGAGGCGCGGCACCCGGAGUUCCGGCUGCUUGCGGAGGAGUUUGUGGAGCUGCGGGCGCUGCACGGGGCGCUGGGGCUGAGCGCGGCGGCGGCGGAGGCGGUGGGCGAGACGGUGAGGAGCUCGGUGGCGGUGGUCAAGUUCCGCGCGCUGAGUGCGUAUUUGGGCGUGCUGAGUAUGUAUUUUGCGGUGCUGAGUAGUCCCGAGACGGUGCAGACGCAGGGGGCGAGGUUGAGGGAGCAUGGCGUGAUGGAGGGGCUGGUGAAGUGUAGGAAGAUGUGGGAGGCCGUGAAGGAUCUGGAGGUGGAGGCAAUUAGGAGUGAGGGCGGGGAGAGGAAGAGGAAGAGUGCGGUGGCGGCUGCGGGUGCGGCGGAGAAGAAGGUACAGAAGGCGGAGAAGAAGAAGGAGCCGAAGAGGAAGAGGGCAAAGCUCUCGCCCGCAUUCUCCGACUCCGAAGGCGACUCCGACUCUGCGCCUACCGCAAAGGCAGCCAGCAGCAGCAAGAAGACCAAAAAGCCCGCCCCCGUCUCCGACCUCUCGGACCUCACCGCCCUCGCCACAUCCUUCCGCCCUACAGCAACAACCAAGAAGGCCUCCAAAAAGACCCCCGAGACGACAUCCACCUCCACAGCGGGCGCCCACGACACAACCGACUUUGGCGACGACAGCACCCUCGGCGCCCUCGACGCCGAGCAGAAGGCCGCCCGCCGCCGGAACCUCCGCUUCUACACCUCGCAGAUCGUGUCCAAGUCGGCCAAGCGCGACGCCGCAGGCCAGUCCGCCGGCGGCGACACAGACCUGCCGCACCGCGAGCGCAGGAAGGAGAAGGAGCUGCGCAUGGCCGCUGAGGCUGCGCGCCGCCGAAAUGAUGGUGCGGAUCUGAGUGAUGGGGAUCCGGAUGAGGAGGAUGUGCGUGUGGCGAGGCAGAUGAGGGAGCAGCAGGAGGAGGGGGGGAGUGAUAAUGAGUAUUAUGAUAUGCUGGCGGGCAAGGCGCGGCAGAAGAAGGCGCAGAAGCAGGCGUGGCAUGAGGCGGAGAAGGUGGGUGGGGAGGUGAGGGUGGUGGAGGAGGUGGCGGCGGAUGGGAAGAGGGCGGUUGGGUAUGUGAUUGAGAAGAAUAAGGGGCUGACGCCGCAUCGGAAGAAGGAUGUGAGGAAUCCGAGGGUGAAGAAGAGGAAGAAGUAUGAGGCGGCGAAGAAGAAGUUGGGGAGUAAGAAGGCGGUGUAUAAGGGCGGGCUGCAGGGGAGCUAUGGUGGUGAGAUGACGGGUAUUAAGAAGAACUUGGUUAAGAGUGUCAAGUUUAAGUAA
Morchella importuna is the source of this 1992-nucleotide messenger RNA. RefSeq lists its product as uncharacterized. The coding region runs from base 1 to 1992 and encodes 663 amino acids. Gene Ontology annotation, biological process: maturation of SSU-rRNA from tricistronic rRNA transcript (SSU-rRNA, 5.8S rRNA, LSU-rRNA). Lineage: Eukaryota; Fungi; Ascomycota; Pezizomycetes; Pezizales; Morchellaceae. The transcript is spliced from 2 exons. The record is from RefSeq and is a predicted model, not a curated record. Gene Ontology annotation, cellular component: nucleolus; small-subunit processome.